Molecule: messenger RNA, 297 nt
Organism: Mesorhabditis belari
Lineage: Eukaryota; Metazoa; Nematoda; Chromadorea; Rhabditida; Rhabditidae
Source: the annotation of a GenBank genome assembly
AUGAUUUCCAAAACGACUCUGAUCGCUUUAUUAGCCGUUUUCGUCGUUGUUUUCUCGAGCAACUGUGAUAAAUGUCAGAAAAUGGUCGGCAACUGUCGAACGCAAUUCAACAACGAUUUCACGAAUGUGAGCGCCGAUCAGCUGAAGAGUUGCAUGGAUACGCAAUGCGACAAGGAGUUCUCCGGAUUCGAGAAAAGCGCAUGCAAGAGUGCAAUGGACAAAGACAAGAACGAGCUGCUUAAAGCUUUUCAAGGCGGUGAGACAAAUCAACAAAUUUGCAAGCAAGCCGGACUCUGU